Puccinia triticina is the source of this 1185-nucleotide messenger RNA. RefSeq lists its product as uncharacterized. The record is from RefSeq and is a predicted model, not a curated record. Gene Ontology annotation, cellular component: cytoplasm. The transcript is spliced from 6 exons. Gene Ontology annotation, molecular function: dihydroorotase activity. Gene Ontology annotation, biological process: pyrimidine nucleotide biosynthetic process; 'de novo' pyrimidine nucleobase biosynthetic process. Lineage: Eukaryota; Fungi; Basidiomycota; Pucciniomycetes; Pucciniales; Pucciniaceae. Bases 1 to 1185 code for a protein of 394 amino acids.
AUGACUUCCAUCGACUCGAUCGUUAUCCCUUGUCCGUUCGACGCCCAUGUUCAUCUUCGCCAGCCUGGUGAGCUUCUCGAAUUGGUGGUCGCUCAAAUUGCCAGUGGAGGGAUUCAAUCGGUGUAUGUGAUGCCGAACACUGUUCCACCCAUAACCACGCUAGAAAUGGCGGUCAAGUACCGACAGACUUUGGAAAAACUGGAACCCUCCAUUCAGUUCUUUAUUUCUCUAUAUCUUUCGCCCUCACUUACUCCAAGCGAUAUACGUAGAGCCAAGGCAUGUGGUGUAUCCGGUGUGAAAAGCUAUCCUCGCGGAGUGACCACUAAUUCGGCUGAGGGUGUCGAAUCUUACGAAAUCUACUAUCCGGUUUUUGAGGCAAUGGAACAGGAGAACUUGGUACUGAAUUUGCAUGGCGAAGUACCCUCAACCCAGACCGGUGAUACCUGUGUUUGGAACGCCGAAUCAAAAUUCUUACCGCAGUUGCUCGAAAUUCAUCGGCGGUUUCCCCAGCUCAGAAUAAUCUUGGAGCACGCCACUACAAGGGAUGCUGUGGAAGCCGUAAAAGCAUGCGGGCCAACCGUGGCUUGUACGAUCACCUUGCACCAUCUCUCAUUGACCAUCGAUGAUUGGGCAGGUAAUGGACUUAACUUCUGCAAGCCUGUAGCCAAGUCACCGGAUGAUCGUGAGGCAUUAAGACAAGUAAUUCGCGAGGGACAUCCCCGAUUCUUUUUAGGGUCGGACUCGGCGCCCCACCCACUUCAUCGAAAGUUGCCAAACACGACUUCACAAUGCUGUGCCGCAGGAAUUUACACGACUGCAUAUCUCUUACCGACCUUAGCAUCGAUAUUUGAAUCAGCCGUUCCCCCCCCUCUAGCGACUCAGGGGAAGGCAUCAACGAUGGAAAGAAAAAUCCACAGCCCUAUCCCACUCGAACGACUUCUGGACUUUUCCAGUACUUUCGGACGACGCUUUUAUGAUUUACCCAGCCCCUCGUUGCCCAGAACCGUAACCCUCAUUCGGGAUCCUUCAUCCUUGAUUCAGCAUAGCUUUACGUAUCAAUACCCUCCUGUGUCUACUGAGCUCCAUAAAAACAAUGCCACAUCGUCUCUGGAAACUCAGACUCAGAAAGGUGUCUCGCUUGUUCCGUUCUGGGCUGGUAGGAGGGUUGGUUGGAAGAUCGAAUAA